AUGUCAGCCACCCCCGGCCCAACUUGGGCCGUCUUGAACGAUAUCGAGCCAACGUCUUCUGUCGCCCCGUCAGAGGACGAACUCGUACCAAGCUCUCAGGAUAUGCGCGACGAAAUCGACCCGACGCCGCCCCCAGGAAAGAGGAAGCUGGAGACGUCUCUCACUGAAGAUGAAAUUGGUCAUGAAGCUCCAUCCUCGUCCUCAACUCAAAACUUCAUCCCAAAGUCUCCGCUUCCCAAUCCUCUGACUCAGACUACCAAGAAGAGAAAGAAGAGAAAGAUCAUAGAUAACUCAGGAGCAAGUCCAGAAUUUGUGAGGGUUCCUCUCCCUCCGUUGUCCAAACCUCCCAAGAACAGGGAUGCGAGCUUGUCCAAACCUCCGCCCGCCACUCAAAUACCUAUUCGCGGUGGCGCGAAGUCGCAGACAUCGGCCCGGAAACGCAAGAAUGCCACAGCCAACAUUUUCUCGUCCGAGGACGAAGCUGUCAUUAUCCCUGCGAAACAGGUACCUGCUUCGCAACCCACUCCCAACGUUGGCAGUGAGAGGAGAGCUGGUGUCAAUCCAGACUGGACGCCUAUGUCUGCUCCCAAGCUUCCCCCGAUUCGAGAGAAAUUCAGCCGCGAUGAACGAGUCUCGCAGACACAACCCGCAGCGCCUUUGCCACGGCCACAGCCACGUCCGCGUCCGUCUCUGCCAGCGUCGGGAAGUGAGGCGACCACGUCGGAACAGUUACCAGCUGUGUCGAGCAUGGAAGCGUCCUCGUCGACCCAACCUGAUGCAUCCUUGUCGCGUCCAUGUCUGCGUCCACGUCUAUCUCUGCCCGUGUCGAGACUUGAAGCGUCCGGAUCGGACCAGUUACCGGUUGUGUCGAACAAGGAACCGUCUGCAUCAAAACAUGCUCCAAUCGUGUCAAAUAAAUACGUGUCGAAAAAGGAGACAUCCUCAGUGAAAGAUCUACCAACUGCCUCACGCAAGACAGCAUCGUCGUCGAAACAUGUGUCGAUUGUGUCGAGCAAGGGCGCGGCGUCGAAAGAUGCACCAACUGUGUCAAGCAAAGACGCAUCCAUGUCGAGCAAACAGAAUACUAAACGGCGGAGAAGCCCUGGGUCAUCAUCGGACGAUGACCUGCCUGAGAACUUAUCGAGAAUGCGCGAUAAACACAAGAGGCGCCGCACUCGGAGCUCUGUAGCUGCUCUCACCACUAUUUCGCGGAUACCAAGUAGCUCUCAGCCCGUCCGCGGUCGGCCGAAAGUUGGCUCAGUCUCAGCGAAGAUCAAGACCCAGCCUCGGCAACGUGCCCCACCUCGCUUUGCGAUAAGCGCAACUCAGGCUCCUGACCGCCGGAAGUCGGCUAUAUCCAAGGACGAUUUUAUUGAGUUAUUCGAUGAUGAACAGCCGACACCAUCUAAGCGUGUUCGGCGGUCAUCUGGAUUCCAGUCACCAGCAGACAUCAUUGUGAUUAUGGAUAGCGAUGAUGAACAACCUCCCUCUCCCCAUCCUCCGGCCUCUCAAAAUCUUAGCACCAACUGGAGAGCUUCUUCUAUUCAGUACAACGUCGACGCUGAUGGCGCUAUUGUGCUCAUUGAUAGUGACGACGAUGAGGUCCCGAACAAGACUUCGUUUGAAAAUCCAAAAGCCGGAACGCAUGUUGAGCAUCAAGAGGAUCAUUCUCAUGACGCUCCGUCAUUGGAUGAACCUCCAGUUGAGCCCAUUGGCGACGCAGACGAUCAUCAAGCGGACGAACCUACAGACGAACAGCUCGGUGGUGCCGAGGUCCACAGGCAGCCAGAUGAUAUCCAAAGCAGCUUGAAUCGGGACAAUGCUCCUCCGCUGGAUGAACCAACAGUCGUGCCUAUUGACGAUGCUGGUGGUCACCGUAUUGAAAGCCAGGGAUUUGUGGACCACUUCGCUGCGCCGCUGGAUGAGCCUGUUGUUGGUGUCGAUGAGGUACCGGAAGCCGACGCCCAUCUCUCUGAUUCCGACAAUGUCUCGUCUGGCGUUGAUGGUCAAGUCACUGACGAUGUGCGCCAAGAGUCAACGGAGCCCGGCAGCUACUCAGAUACAUCUGUGCCCUUACACUCAAAAUCUGUUGGCUCUGCCAGGAGUGCCAGUGCGGAGACUUCUGCAGUCCAAGGCCGAUUGCAAGACUUGAACCUGGAUAGCGAUCAUGGGCACAGUGUUCAUUCCGAGGAUGCCGCUGCUGUCAAAGUCAUGGAUGCUCGUACAUCUUCAAGCCUUGGUGAUACACAGGUCGGGUUACCUGUGACAGACGAGGUGUUGAAUCCAGAGGGGCCCGAGGCCUCCCGGGAGGAUAUAGCCGGCUUCUCAGAGCCUGCAGCUAAAUCAGAUGACUGCAACAUCCCAAUCAUUUUGGCUCAAGCCUCCGAUCGAGAACUAAACGCAGUGCCAAAUACCACUGGGGGCUAUGCGGAAUCAAAGAUGCAGCUUGAACAGCCUAUUGUUGCACAAAGUGCCCCUUCUGGUCUUCGGAUACGCAAGGAGGACGUCACAAUGCAAAUCAGUGGCUCCAUCAAUACUGGGACGAAGAAGACUCAGAGGACGGUCGUGCUUUCGACGAAAUCUCCGUCGUUGCCGCAUCCGGUACAGAAGUUACGCGCACUGUAUGGGGGCCCUAACGGAUUCUUCAAGGAUAUUUUCAAGCAGCAGGUUAAGAGUCGGUCUUCCUCCACUAGCGUUGUUGAGUCAAAUUCGGCAGUCAAGACUCCAGUCGUGGACGACUCCAGUGCUCAGAUAUCUUCUCCGCGUGCCUUUAUAUCUGCGCCGGACAAGGACAAGGUAGCGACGAGCAUAUAUGCAGGACCCGCCAAUAUGUCGCAUACGUUCACUAUGCCUCCCCAGUCUGAAGUUUCUUCAAUAGUAACUGAGUCCUUGGAUGCUGACUCAUCAGGGGCAUCUUGCGUACAGCAAGUGCUCGAUCACCGUUCACAAGGUCCCCUUCUCAAUGCUACACCUGAGUCCCUCAAGGACGUACAGAAGCUACCUCCGGCUGAGACUGGUUCGGUGGUGUCUGAUCCGGAUGAAGCAACCUUAACCUAUGCUAUGAAUCGUGUUCAUGUCGCUUCGUCUUCUCCUGCAUCUGCUUCCGGUGAAACUCAGCCUGACAUACAGUCACUGAAGGAUGCUCUUACUGGCCAUGCUCUGAAGACAGAAGAAGAAGACAGGAUAACUCCUGCCAGUCAACACAUCCCCCGGACACACACGAGUCCUGAAACCACGCAAAGGUCCAAGGGUCAAUCCUUGACGGAAGUGAUUAACAUAGCGUACUACUCUAAUGUUCGAGGUUCGAAGACGGUUUCCAGCGACAGACCGAUUAUUGAUCUCACCUCGGAUCCAACUGAAGAAGAGGUAGUAACAACGCCUACCCAAUCUCUUCAAACAGAUAACAUUGCGCCGAAUGAGUUGUCGACGAACGCCAUAAUUCACUCGCAGAGGCUUGAUGACACAGUUGUGCCUCCACUUAAGAAUUCCGAUCAUUCUUCCCUGCCCGAACCUUCACUUUCACCUCGGCCCGCUCUCGUCCAGCCACAGCAGGUGAAAUCGAGACUUGGCCUUGAUGAGAUCCGAAAUAUUCGUUCGAGGUUGGUGAGUCGGCAGCUUUCUGCUACUGGCAUUUCUGUGGACAAAGGUCACUGGCAAGAAUCCACUGGCCUCUCAGUCCCCGCGAAGGUUGAGAUUUCGACUCAGUUUUCCCUUUCUGAUGUCAAUCCCGUUUCGUAUCCGGACACCGGAGGAACGCUUCCCAAUCUUGAGAGACUUAGCGCGUCUUUACUCCCCUCAAACUCUUCGCCCGCAAUGCAGGACUCCUUUUCAUCUGCUGUCCAUGCUGUGGGAACCAGACAAUUCCCGGUCACAGCGGACACGAAUCCUCCAGAGCAAGUGAUGGGGCAUCUUGAGGAACCGGAUGGGGCAGAAGCCGUUCGCACUGAUGAACAGUGCAUGUUAACUGUCAACGAUCUGCCGCAGGACGCAGGUGCACCGAUAGAAAUUCCCCUCGGAGAGCAAUCAAACAACAGUACACUCCCUCGGUCACAGCGUGAAGAUGAUGAAGAACGGGAGUGUUUACAGAUUCUCACAUACCCAGACUCCAGCGUUAUCCUAGACACUAGUGAUGUUGAGAUGUCUGACGAGCGGGCCAGUAUCGCUUCAACUUCAAGGGAAAAAAGAUCGGCUCCUUCCUCCGCAUCUUCUGAGACUUCAAUCGCACAGCGACGCCCUCGACGUUUGGUCCGCCGUUCACCGAGCUCUUCCAGCUCCUCUUCACUUGGUCCGGUGGAACCUCUCGAUGACAUCCCCACUUUGGCGGAAGCUUGUAUCCGAAUACGGCGCAACGGGAGCGAUGGAUUCGAAGAUCCGCAGGCGAUCUCAGGAUCAUCUCUUUCAGAGUGCGGCUUCGAAUUGCUGACUUGGGAGAAAGAUCAUGCGCGAAUGAUGGCAAAGGAGUUUGCUGACAUGUGCAAACUGGCGAAAGACAUGCCACAUGAAAUCCAAGACAGACUCAAUGCCAUGAGUCUUGCCGCAAGACGUGCUGAUGACAUGCAAGUAAAGCUGUUCGAAGCCUUUAUAAGCGAGAACACUUAUGCCGAUGAGCCCUUUGCUCCUCCCAUUCACAUCAUCAACAACAUGGACGACGAGUUGACCCCUCCUUGUGAAUUUCACUACUCGAAUCUUAUGUGGCAUAGUGAAGGCGUUCCCAAGCCAGACUUCAAGAAUCUGAAGGGAUGUGGCUGUCAGGGACCAUGCGACCCCACUUCCAAGACAUGUUCAUGUCUCCAGCGCCAGCGUGAAUAUUACCCUUCAGACCAUGGUUUCAUCUACGAUUCAAAAGGGGUGCUCCGUCAACAUGACUAUCCCAUCUUCGAGUGCAAUGACCUCUGCGGAUGUUCUUCCGAAUGCAAGAAUAGGGUUGUUCAGCAUGGCAGAAGAUAUGCUGUAAAUAUUCAGAAGACUUCGAACAAGGGAUGGGGUGUGUUUGCUGGACCCAAGAAGAUCCCUAAGCAUACAUUUAUUGGUAUCUAUGCUGGAGAGUACUUGACGGAUGCUGAGGGUGAAAGUCGAGGCGGUACCUACAACAAAUUUGGUCGGACAUACCUCUUUGAUCUCGAUUUUCAUCAUCUGCAACAAGGAGAUCCGGAUUGGCAAACGAAGUAUUGUGUCGAUGCGUAUCAUGCAGGGAACUUUACUCGCUACUUGAAUCACAGCUGCGACCCCAACUGCAAUAUAAACGCGUGCUACAUUAACGAAGCCAACUUGGACAAGCCACUACUCACGAUCUUCACCUGUCGAGACGUUCAACCUGGGGACGAGCUGUGUUUCUCGUACUUCGGUAAUCCAGAUAGUGACGUGGAGGACGGCGAGGACGACGACGCAGAGGGUGAUUCCCAGAACGUCAAUGAUGGUGUAUAUGUACGAUGUCGAUGUGGAACAAGCAAAUGUAAAGGUAAGAUGUGGAAGUAG
Sparassis crispa is the source of this 5475-nucleotide messenger RNA. RefSeq lists its product as hypothetical. The record is from RefSeq and is a predicted model, not a curated record. Gene Ontology annotation, molecular function: zinc ion binding; protein binding; histone methyltransferase activity. Bases 1 to 5475 code for a protein of 1824 amino acids. The transcript has 17 exons. Gene Ontology annotation, cellular component: nucleus. Lineage: Eukaryota; Fungi; Basidiomycota; Agaricomycetes; Polyporales; Sparassidaceae.